AUGGGUAAGCUUAUUUACUUAGCCCAUUCUUAUCUUGAUAUUGCUAUUGUCAUUAGUGUGGUUAGCCAGUUUAUGCAUGCUCCUCAUGAAAUACACUUGGCUGCAGUUAUGAGAAUUUUGAAAUACUUGAAAUCUUCUCCUCGAAAAGGUCUUUAUUUUUCCAAGCAUGAUCAUCUUGGUGUGGAAGCUUAUACGGAUGUUGAUUGGAAAAGACAUUUCAUCAUAGGUGUUCAAGAUGCUUAUUGGGAAGUGCUUGACAAGGGAAUGAUCACGCAAACUACUGCAAAUACCUUGAUGCAAUCUGUGGAUGAAGCAAUUGACUUGGUAUCUCAUAGGCCCUUGUGCGAUUGGAAAGGUUUAAAAGCACAGGUGCAUUUCCCAAAUUAUUACAAGUUUCUUCAAUCAAGCAUUUGUCUACCAAAGCUGGUUACAUAUUUCACUGUGGAAAGGUUGGAAUCUGCCUGUUGCAUUUCUGCUGCAUUUCUCCAAGCCCAUAGAAUCGUACGACGGCAAGUACAUGACUUCAUUUGUGAUAGUGGCAUUGCAACUAAUGUCAUUAAAGAAAGUGAAGCUAAAGGAGAGGAAGCAAGAAAAUUCUUGGAAGAUGUUCCUGCUACAUUUCCUCAGAUACAUUUUCCGGUUCUUCAUUAUAUGAAAACAAGGCAAGUAACACAUUGUGUGCUUAAUCAAUUAAUUGAUUAUGUCAAAAAUCUUGAGAAUAUGAGGUUAUUGGAAGAAAAAAAGACAACUCAUCUUCAUGAUGCUGUCCAGACCAAUUUUAAAAGGCUACUAAGGAACCCUCCUUUAGCGAAGAUUCCAAGCAGUGUCCAUCGUUUCUUGGUAGAUCUUCCUUAUUCUGUCCAUGAGCAACUUGCAGGUUCUCCCAAAGAGAUAAUGAAACUAUGUGGUGUGACACUAUUUAAGGAGGGUUCGAAGCUUGAUGGAAUUUGGCUCAUUUUAAAUGAUGUGGUGAAGUGGGCAAGUAAUAGUAUAAAAAAUAAGCACUUAUUACAUCCAACAUUUACCCAUGGAAGUACUCUUGGCAUGUAUGAAGUGUUGAUUGGCAAGCUGUGCGUAUGUGACAUGAUCACAAAUUCUAUGGUACUGAGUUACUUCAUUGAAGUUGAAAAGAUAUGUACAGUGCUCAAAUCUAAUUCAGCAGCAGAGGAUAUCUUUUGGCAGGAAAGAGCAGCUAUUCUUGCCAAACUUCUACUUCCUCAAUGUUUUGAGAAAAUGGCCACGCAAGACAUGAGAACCCUUGUUGCAGAAAGGUCAAUAAUGAGUAUAUGCUUACAGGGAGAAACUAUAGAAAUACCUCAACAUUCCAUUGGCCUUCUAUUAGAAGGAUUCGUAAAAACACAAGUUAUCCAAGAAGAAUUGAUUACAUAUCUUGCAGCACUAUUUCCUUCAUAUGGGGAUCUAAACUUCCUAGGAUCAGAAACAUUAGGUACUAGGCAAGCCAGUUUUUCUCAUCAAGCAUCCCAGUAUCACUUUGAAUCGAGUGCAAGAGUAAUAUUAUUUGACAUCGUUGCAUUUGAAGCCCAUAAGAGUCUCCAGAGAGGGUCGUCUUCAGUGGUGUCACAUUCAGUUGAUCACCCCUCUAGAUUCCUAAGUCAAGAAUAUUGUGGUCUUAUGAAUUGGCCUGAGCAUUUCUUCAAUCCAAGGCAACAAGUGAACAUGUCUGCUAAGGCAUUGCAACUGAACAACUUUGAAAGAAUGGUAUGUUCAAUUUAUCUUUUCUUUACUUUACUUUAA
Camellia sinensis is the source of this 1755-nucleotide messenger RNA. NCBI's taxonomy places the organism in Eukaryota, Viridiplantae, Streptophyta, Magnoliopsida, Ericales, Theaceae. The record is from RefSeq and is a predicted model, not a curated record.